AUGACGUUUCCGGUGGUAUACGGCGCUGGAACGCUCUGGAUGAGAGGUCCAGAUGGCGCACUCAAUGCCGAGACUGUGAAGGCUUUUCGAACAGCAAUCGAUCUUGGGUACCGUCAGAUUGAUGGAGCCCAGACAGUGUACAACACGGAGCCAGAGCUGGGGGCUGCCAUCAAGGAGUCCGGAGUGCCAAGGUCCGAAUUUGCCGUAACCACCAAGACCGUGGAUAUCGACCACGUCGAACAGACCCUGAAAACGAGUCUGUCCAAACUGCAGAUGGCCUACGUUGAUCUAUAUCUCAUACACACGCCCUUCGUCGCCAAGUCCAAAGAACACCUGCAAUCGGCAUGGCGCGAUAUGGAGCGCUGCGUGCAGCGAGGACUGGCAAAGAAGAUCGGUGUGUCUAGCUUCACCAUCGAGCAUGUCGAAUGGAUCCUCGAGGUCGCUACCAUCAAGCCAGCCCUGAAUCAGAUAGAGAUGCACCCCUAUGUCCAGCAGCCAGAGCUGAUGGCCUACCUGAAACAGCACGGCAUUCCCAUCCAAGGCUUUGCCGCGCUGACGCCGCUAACCAAGGUCAAGGACGGCCCAGCUGUCAAGCCUUGCAAGGAGCUCGCAGAGAAGUAUGGAGUAAGCGAGGCCGCGGUCCUGCUCCGCUGGGUCAUUGACCAGGGAGCCUCGGUUGUCACCACCAGUGCGCAAUCCGAGAGACUGGCGGGGUAUCUAGAGCAAGUUGGCAAAUUUCAAUUAACGUCUGAAGAUGUGCAGAGCAUCAGCGAGCCGUCAAAGGGUGAAUACUUUAGGGGCUUCUUUGCAGAGGAUUUCGAGACUUGGGGCAAGAGAACGAAAGACUAG
Molecule: messenger RNA, 849 nt
Organism: Thyridium curvatum
Lineage: Eukaryota; Fungi; Ascomycota; Sordariomycetes; Thyridiales; Thyridiaceae
Exons: 4
Coding region: 1-849 (282 amino acids)
Cellular component (GO): cytosol
Molecular function (GO): aldose reductase (NADPH) activity; oxidoreductase activity, acting on NAD(P)H as acceptor
Source: RefSeq, a predicted model, not a curated record